UUUUCUCAGAUGGUGAAACUGAGGUUCAGAGAGGCCAAGCGCCGUACCCAAAGGUCACUCAGCGGGAGAGCUGGCAGGAAACCUCGCGUCUGCCGGUGCCGGCGCCGCCCCCGCCCCUCCCCGGAGCCCGGCGGCCGCGCGUGUCCGCGGCCCUGCGAGGGCUCCCCGGCUCCGGACAGCCCAGGGCGGCCGGGGGAGGAGCGCGCUGCGACGGCCGUGGCGAAAGUGCGGUUGUGGAUGCGCGGAGAGGCCGGCAGCGGUGGCAGCGGCAGCGGAGGAGGAAGCUGAGCAGGGCGGCGGCGGCGGUGGAACCUGCGGGGCUGGGGCGCGCGCCAUGGGCCGCCUGCACUGCACUGAGGACCCGGUGCCGGAGGCCGUGGGCGGCGACAUGCAGCAGCUGAACCAGCUGGGCGCGCAGCAGUUCUCAGCCCUGACAGAGGUGCUUUUCCACUUCCUAACUGAGCCAAAAGAGGUGGAAAGGUUUCUGGCUCAGCUCUCUGAAUUUGCCACCACCAAUCAGAUCAGUCUUGGCUCCCUCAGAAGCAUCGUGAAAAGCCUCCUUCUGGUUCCAAAUGGUGCUUUGAAGAAGAGUCUCACAGCCAAGCAGGUCCAGGCAGAUUUCAUAACUCUGGGUCUUAGUGAGGAGAAAGCCACUUACUUUUCUGAAAAGUGGAAGCAGAAUGCUCCCACCCUUGCUCGAUGGGCCAUAGGUCAGACUCUGAUGAUUAACCAGCUCAUAGAUAUGGAGUGGAAAUUUGGAGUGACAUCUGGGAGCAGCGAAUUGGAGAAAGUGGGAAGUAUAUUUUUACAACUAAAGUUGGUGGUUAAGAAAGGAAAUCAAACCGAAAAUGUGUAUAUAGGUGAGUCUGAAUUCCCACUUGAGCCUCUUCACCUUUUUUGUGUUCUCUGCAGUCAGGGGCUGGUGGCGCUCACCACAAAUCAUGUCUCCUAUAAAAACAGUCAUCACCAGCUGUGGAGUAGCUGUUCCACUGCCUUUCCUCUCCUGAAAGAUGGCACAAGGAGUGUUAGAAAGCCAUUGGCAGGUUGGAGCCCCCACAGUUGAAGAGCCGUUUUGAAAAAGGGAAAGGGUGGGAACGGAAUGGCUGGGAUUGAAGAAGAAGGUUGACGAGCAAGAAGCUCUUGCCAUAGAAGUCACAUUGAACAUCCCGAAUGAUACCCUUUCAUCUCUUUGUGCCAUGGAGCUGUGCCAUUUGAACACUCACUCCCCUCUUUUUUUCCUUUGGAGCAGAGAACCUUCUGCAUUCAAGUCUCUCAGUUAUUAUGAUCAAUUACCCAUCAAGAGCUGCUUAGAUAUAUUAAGCCAAAAAAGAAAAAAAAAAUCCUCUGGGUGGAAAUUAAUUUUCUUGGAUGAUUCUGUGGAGUUGGAAACAUUUAUCUGAAGCUGAAUUUUCUCUCCCCAGAAUUAACCUUGCCUCAGUUCUACAGCUUCCUGCACGAGAUGGAGCGAGUCAGAACCAGCAUGGAGUGUUUCUGCUGAUUUCUGUCCCUGCAUCUCCCCUGGCCCCGUUCCCUGCCCUCCUCCCUUCCCUGGGUGACUGCUCUGAGAGGCACUUCACUCACAGGCCUGUGGGAUGCUCCAUGGGGCCCAGGUGCAAAGGGUUUCUGAAAAACAGCAGGAUUAAGUACUGAAAGAGCCCAACACAAUUACCCUGUAAACUCUCUGUUAGGGCAACCACCACCACCUGUCUUCCAGGACACAUUUUAGAUACUCUGACAGGCCACUGCAUCUCGGAUUCAGGGGAGAAAAUAAGUUGUCACCUCCCCUUCAAAGUUCCAGAGUAAAGAAAUGGUGCCAUCAUUCAAGAUAACAUGCUGAUCACCCUCCUCCCAAAAAGCAAGAGCUUGUUUAUGGCUGAGGAAUCGGCGGAUUGUCUGAAUGACACAUGUACAGAGCUCCCACGGAUUUCUGCACACUCUGGGUCUGUGCUGGUGGAACAUCGCCAAUCAGUUCUUAAUGAGGCACCUGUGUGUAAAUACAUGCUUGGUCUUCUCUGCAGAGAACUGAGGCUAAACUCUGUCCCUACUUCUGGUUUUGCCCUGUCAUGUCGUAAUGAGGCGGGCCUUUUGAGGCCAUUUUAGUUUGAGUUAGAGCCAACCACCUCUGUUGGUUAGAUGAUGAAUAAAAGGUUCUGAAGAAAA
Messenger RNA from Gorilla gorilla gorilla (western lowland gorilla), 2160 nucleotides. RefSeq names its product COMM domain containing 7 (gene COMMD7). The transcript is spliced from 8 exons. Gene Ontology annotation, biological process: tumor necrosis factor-mediated signaling pathway; negative regulation of DNA-templated transcription. The record is from RefSeq and is a predicted model, not a curated record. Gene Ontology annotation, molecular function: NF-kappaB binding. The coding region runs from base 335 to 1063 and encodes 242 amino acids. Lineage: Eukaryota; Metazoa; Chordata; Mammalia; Primates; Hominidae.